Symsagittifera roscoffensis is the source of this 2596-nucleotide messenger RNA. RefSeq lists its product as uncharacterized. Bases 1076 to 2596 code for a protein of 506 amino acids. NCBI's taxonomy places the organism in Eukaryota, Metazoa, Xenacoelomorpha, Acoela, Convolutidae. The record is from RefSeq and is a predicted model, not a curated record. The transcript is spliced from 3 exons.
AGAGCUCACUUUCAAAACAUUCAGUAGUUGUUUUCAAAUAAGAACCAAACCAAAAUAACAUAAUAAAUACGUAGUGAUUUGAUUUAUUUUCGGCCUUCUUAUUAAAAAAUCGAGACCAAUUAAUUCCCCCAUAAAAUUUUUGAGGACCAAUAAUAACAACACCAAAACCACGCCAAAAACAUUUAUAACUCGUGGUUAUUUGGUUAAUUCUCGGUCUUCUUUGUAAAAAAAAAACAAGACUGAUUGCUAUCGUCCUAGUAAUUAGUACCAUUGAAUCGUCCUAGUAACUAGUAUCGGUAAUUCGACAGAUAGCAUGUCUGGUUCGGCUGCUCAAACUGCUCCAGUGAACGCUGUCGGAGUGGGGAUGUCAUAUGCACACUGGGAAGCUAGAAGAAACCAACAGCAUCAAGACAAAAACACUUACGCAGCCAACAUAAACAAGUUUUACGAUGAGAUGCAGAGACUUCAGAAGGAGAGAGGAGUCAACAGGACCCAGUCUCAAAGUAAUUCCCGGUCGGGGAGAGGACCAGGAGUGAAGUGGUUCUACAAAGAGGCGCCAAAGGUGCUCUCAGACAAGUGGACCAGUCAGUCCAGCUACCGCAGAUUCCCCCACAGCAGGGAGGAAUAUGUCUACACAGCCAAACUUCCCUCACGAUUCUCGAAUACACACUACUUUCAACAAUGGUGAUCAAUCAAAAUUCAAAAAAGGAAGAGACGCGAUAAAUCGCAGGACAGAAGGCAGCUACUUAACCGAGACUCGGCUUUUGCUUUCAUAUUUACGCAAUCAAUUUCCCAAUUAAUUCAAAAAAUUUUCUGAUGUGUUUUGUCUAUUCUUGGCAUUUACUGCCUUCAAGGCAUCUGCUUGUUUUCAACCGAACCAACCAAAUGUGAAAAGAAGGAUUAAUCCAGACUAGAUAAUUUUACAUGUCAAGUAUAAAUGCUAUCAACCUAGUGUACCGAAACGGCAGAUGUUUUCACCGCUGUUUCCAUGAUUUCUCAAUUUUACUGACCAAAACCUCGCCUUUAGAUUUUUUUAAUUCAGAUCUAAACACAAUAUUUUUAAAACCUGAUCAAAAUGCUGAAAUCAGGUAAACCUCGCCCUCGCUCAACUGUUUUGCCAGCCAUAGCAACCCCAAAAAUCAAAACCUCAGAAGACCGAGUUAGACCUUGUACUGCAUGUAACGACAUUCGCUUCCUCGACCUAACAAAAUCUCCAAGACUGUUAUCCGCAAGAAUUCCCAAUAUGUCUUCUAGUUACUAUAGCAGCCAGUCCAGCACAACAGGGUUGGAGCAUUACCAUAAAAAGGGAGGCGGCGUUAUCUAUAAAACCGAACAGAUUUUAAAUGGGACAAAAUCACGUCACAAAGACAAAUUAGAACCAUGCGACCCGAUUCGAGGAGGCGGUAGACUUUACGAUGUUGCAAUUUCGUUCAACUCCGACAAUGUUCAUCUUGCAGUCGAGAUAGCAAAAUUUUUGGAAUCAGAGUACCUGCGAGUAGCCAUGUGUAAGAUACCUUCGAAUGAUGAAAACAACAACAAAAACACUUCCGUAGACAGUGGAACUGAAAACAGUUACAAAAUCAUUCAGUCGAGAAACUAUUUGCAAUUACAGCACGGAAAGUAUAUGCUGGAAAACAUUCGAUUUGAGGAAGAGUUAUGUCUAGCAGUCGAAAUGGGGAUAGCAGUCAUAUUUGCGAAAUCUACACCCAAUGGGACUGACAUACAUUCGCUGAAAUUUCCAAUGCAGUUGAUAGUGGGACAGUACAAAAAGACGUGCAUUGAUCUAUCCGACCCAAACACAAGACAGCGACAUGUAAGAGUAAUUGCUGAAACUAUUCUCAGCAACAAUGAAUUUCCCAACAAAAUUCGACACAGUUUGAGAAUCAAAAGCAUUUGCAGCAUUGAAAACAGAGUAAACGAUCAAACACCGCGAUACUUCUGGAGUAACUACAUAGGAAAUGACAAAGUCGUAUCGUGGAAAACCUUUUUUGCCCAUUUUUUCAAGCACUACGCUCAAAACAUUGAUCCAAUAUCAGAAAGAGAUCGAAUUUGGCUGUGGAGUAUUCUCAGAAACCAGCUGAUAUCAACUGAUGGGAAUUUGACGCCCUCAGAUUUGGUCAAAUUUUGCACCGAACAAAAUACAAUUCUAGUUCCUAUUUGGGCAAAACUUUGCCAGUUGGCUGCGAAACUACAUGUUUUCGCUACGCUGAUUAAUGUUGAUUCAUCUACGCGCGAGAUCUUUACCACUUACUUUGGAAGGCACAUACAGACAGAGAAGAUGGCCUUGCUGAUCCUUCUAACAAAAGAUCAGAACCCAAAUUGUCGAGUCGCCGCAAUUCUAACGCUCUUUGAGUUGACCAAAUCCCAGCUUGAUAUUGGGCGUACAAUUUGCGAGAUCAAUCCUUGUUUAUCUGACGAAGAUUACUUUGUCAGGGAGAGUGCAUGUCGCGUAGCUUCUGUAUCGCCUUUGUUCGUGGAGAAAUUUCGAUCCAAACUCAUGUUUUUGUCUCGAAACGACCCAGUUAAGAGAGUAAGAGACGCUGCAGCUUCAGCUUUGCUAGCAACUGGGUCCUGUGAAGACACUAUGAGGAAUUGA